ACACUUCCUGUCUUCUGCCCGCAGGCAGGUAUGAGGGAGUAAGCGACGCAUCAAUGGAGCUCAGAGACAUGCGGGCCCUGGCAGAAGACUGAGGGGGGCUCUGACCUGCCAGUGUUGGCACGACUCGCCCCUUCUGCUGUGUCAUCGGACCAGGAGAGCCUUGGGCGUGACAAUGGUGACCCUGAUUACCAAGCAACUGCAGAAGCAGAGUCUGGAGGACCGGUGCAGCCCUUUGCACCUCCACCUGCCGGCGCCUGACCACCCAUGUGCUGGAGUCUGCUUGGCGGCCUGUGGACUGACGCCAGAGAGUGCCAGCUGGAAGGCUGGCAAUGCCCCACCCAGUGGAAAACUUCACGAGGGUCCACGUCUGUCAUCGACGGCCCUCUCCGAGUGCAGCCCUGGCCAUGCCCUCCAGGAGGUCCACAUGCCCAGUGUCCCAGCCGCGGAUCUGUCUACCAGCCACGAGACCGCCAGCACUCCUCCUGCGCCCCCACCCAAGCGCCACUGCCGUUCUCUGUCUGUGCCUGAGGACUUGUCCCGCUGUAGGUCUACCUGGCGCCCAAGUGGCUCCAAAAUCUGGACUCCGGUCAAGCGGCGAUGCAACAGUGGAGGGGGCAGCGGGGGGAUGUGCCCAUUUGCAACUCAGCGGCCCGCCAGUCUGCGCCUCCAGAAAGUCACCAGCACCUCGCUGCACUCCAUCAAGACCUGCAGCCCCACCUUCUUCAGCCUGGCGCUGUCGCCCGACUCCCCCGUGCCAUGGACGUUCUCCCCGCAGCGGGUUUGGGGACUGCUGCUCCUCUGCCCUCCAGUGCCCGAGCGACUCGGAUGCCAGUGGCUUCGCCUUUCCGCCUCCUUCUCGGCCUGCGCCCAGAGGCGCUUCUCACUGUCACCGGUGCACAUGCACGAGGGACCCGUCUUCUUUGCCCCCUCUGCCAGCAGCACGCCCUCCUCCACGCCAGAGCCAUGCCGCCGAGCGGCUGGCCUCCUGCCACGCAGCCACUCUCAACCUUGUGACCUGGACCACCGUAAGGUCGGCGUGAAGCGGCGCCAUGACCACGGGGCACGAUGGAGCCGGCCUGUGCUGGACUUCUUCAAGAUGACUCAGACCCGGAAGUGUCCAGAAGGCGAAGUCCAGAGCGCCCCCAGGAAGUUGCUUCUGCCAUUCGAGGAGCCGCCCGCCGGCCUGAGCUUUGGCACCCUGGGCGAGAGCGAGGCCGAGGCCGACUGGCCCAUUUUUCAAAGGGACUGCACUGACCUGGACCUGAAUCUGAUCGAGGAAAACUAGCAGCUCUGCUGGCCGUCGGCAGUGACCACCGCUACUCAGGUCUCCCCACUCUGGGUGGGCCCCUUCGGCUCUCCCGAGCUGCACCCUGUGCCCCCCUCUGCUCGAGCCGGAUGUCCCUGAGGGGCUCUGCAGGCACUGGUGGGCAGCCACGUCUUGGUUCUGUCUGGAGGGGCCUCUCCACCCAUUCUGCUUCAAGGGUGGGGUGGGGGGGCUCACGGGUGAAUUCCUGUAAUCGGGGUCUCCUUGGAGAUGCCAGGCCUGAACUCCGCCUCGCGCCGUUUUCUCAUUUGUGCACUUUUGGGGGUGGGGGGGGAAGGGGGUGGCUGGAUGGCCAAAAACACAAAGAAGGGGCCACGGCGCCAGGGCACAGUGCAGCGUACUGUACAGCACGGGUACGUCGUCUUUUUAUUGUCUGUUUCGUGGUGGGCUCUGGCGCACGCGCGCUGGCGGCUCGGGUUCAAAUUAAACUUUCUAGAGGUGAAUUUUCCAAAACUCCUCUGGUGGCCGAA
Messenger RNA from Polypterus senegalus (gray bichir), 1794 nucleotides. RefSeq names its product family with sequence similarity 53 member C (gene fam53c). Lineage: Eukaryota; Metazoa; Chordata; Cladistia; Polypteriformes; Polypteridae. Gene Ontology annotation, biological process: protein import into nucleus. Gene Ontology annotation, cellular component: nucleus. The record is from RefSeq and is a predicted model, not a curated record.